ACGACUUGUUUUUACCGAAGUAUUUGAAGGCUACUGCCAUGGCCAAUGAAAAUAUUUUCCUUUUUGUUCCGAAUUUGAUCGGGUAUGCCCGUAUUGUGCUGGCUUUUUUGGCAUUCUACCUGAUGCGGUGUUGUCCAGUGCCUGCAGUAUUCUGCUACCUCCUUAGUGCCCUCCUGGAUGCCUUUGAUGGGCAUGCCGCCAGGGCCCUCAACCAAGGUACAAAAUUUGGGGCUAUGCUGGAUAUGCUUACAGACCGAUGUGCUACAAUGUGUUUGCUUGUCAAUCUGGCUGUGCUCUACCCCUCUUACAUCUUCCUCUUCCAGCUCAGUAUGAGCUUGGACAUUGCCAGUCAUUGGCUGCACCUGCACAGCUCAAUAAUGAAGGGAUCCGCCAGCCAUAAGGCUAUUGAUCUAUCCGGCAACCCCAUACUCCGUCUGUACUACACUUCCCGGCCGGUGCUGUUUGUCAUGUGCAUGGGGAAUGAGCUCUUCUUCUGCCUGCUCUACGUUCUCUACUACAUUGAGGAUCCCGCUGUGUGGCUGCAGUGGCUGAUUGGAGUUUGCGCCAUGGUGUGCAUGCUCAAAUCUGGUAUUAGCCUUCUACAUCUGGUCACUGCCUCCAGGAACAUGGCCGCCAUUGAUGUGGCUGACCGUGAGAGAGAGAAAACCAAGACUGAAUGAGUGGGGGAGUACAGGUUCUCACUAACAAAUCAAAUAAAUAUAUAUUUGUACCAUCUUUUGUCAAAAAGUCAAAAGACACCUUUGGCUGAACAUCCAUCAAAUGUUUGCCAUGUCAGCUGUAAUGACUAGAUGAUGUCACAAGGUGUUAUCUUGCAUGUAGGUAAGUAGAAUGGUUGGUACAAUAUUUUUCUGACAGGCCGAAGAGUCAGAGUAAUCAGGGGACCCUUUAAUGCAGAUGUAUUUAUGGAAGACACAUUUUGAUCCCCUCCCCUACUACAGAAGCUACUCUAGUGUAAUUUAUGUGACAUUAGGGAUGAAUGUGGACACUCAAAUUUACGUGAAACCCCUGCUGGUUAUCAGCCAUGAUAAGUUUUUUGGGGCUUGCCUUCUGGACAUUCUAAAUGAUCGUUAUAAGACCCAAAUGCAAUGUUGCUGUUCAUAAAUUUUUCACAAAAUUUCUAAAUUUCAAUAAUUAUGCUAUACUGCUACUGUCACGUUGGCUGUAAAUGUAUUUCAAAGUCUGAGCCACUAUUAUUGCUGUUCAUUGACGUUAUUAUUGGAAUUCCUAUGAUUAUCAGUAAAUGUUUCACUAGAGGAGUGUGAUUAAUCAUUUAUCCAAUUUUCAUUUUGAAAUUACAGCUCUGCAUAUUUCUUUUAAUUUAGUUUUUCGUUGUGUUCUGUGCUUGGUGUGAUUUCUUUAAGCCACAAAUGCACUCAAAACUUAAGGUAGUACAUUUUUUUGAGGACCACAUGAUGAAUGGAUCCAUGUAAAAAAAAAUAUUUGACUGCUUAUAAAGCUGGUAAAUGAGUUGUCAAAUGACCAACAUCUAACAUUGGUUCUACAUUAAGAUAUAUAGUGAAUAAUAGGAGGUACAGACUACAGAUAUGUAAACAGAUAAUCACACACAUUCAAAUGCAUUGGGCACAUUCCAUAUAUCUAGUGAGGCUCACUGUGUUGAAUAUUUUAUUUAUUUUUUAAUAUGCUGUAGUAGUUGUAAAAGUGUUAAUAUCACUGUAAACUUAUGUGCUCAGUAUACUUUUGCAGAUAACUGUGUAACCAUGUAUUAGUACCUUGUUGAAAUGUAAUUAUGUAGCUUAACCUUUAAGGCUAUAGAUAAAAAUGAGCACAAACUAAGCCAUGUUUGUAUGUAUAAUAUAUCCAUAUAUUAAACAUAUAUUUAGAUAAAUUGCUGAUUUAAUGGCUUAUUGCAUGCAUUGAGACAUUACAUCUUACAGAUGUAGAAGAUAAUAAACAUGUUGCUGUUAAGGGGAAGCUGCAAUAAAGACAUGUUCAAAC
Molecule: messenger RNA, 1977 nt
Organism: Osmerus eperlanus (European smelt)
Lineage: Eukaryota; Metazoa; Chordata; Actinopteri; Osmeriformes; Osmeridae
Gene: cdipt
Product: CDP-diacylglycerol--inositol 3-phosphatidyltransferase (phosphatidylinositol synthase)
Exons: 6
Coding region: 39-680 (213 amino acids)
Biological process (GO): phosphatidylinositol biosynthetic process
Cellular component (GO): membrane; Golgi apparatus
Molecular function (GO): CDP-diacylglycerol-inositol 3-phosphatidyltransferase activity
Source: RefSeq, a predicted model, not a curated record